Molecule: messenger RNA, 3244 nt
Organism: Cannabis sativa
Lineage: Eukaryota; Viridiplantae; Streptophyta; Magnoliopsida; Rosales; Cannabaceae
Exons: 6
Coding region: 359-1552 (397 amino acids)
Source: RefSeq, a predicted model, not a curated record
AAAUCUCUAUAAUACAUACAAUAGUUAAGGUGCUCCUUUUUGUAGAGAACCUUUCUCUCUCCUUGGAUUCACUUAAAGAAGUCCCCACUUAAAUUUAAUAAUAAUAAAUAAAUAAUUAAAAAAACAAAUAAUAAUAAUAAAGAAUUGUGGCAUUUCCCAACGGUCAGAAAGAAUUGGUAGUAAUUAGUAAAGUAAAUCAACGGCCACCUCUCACUCACUCUAGUAACCGUUACAUCUUCAUCUUCAUCUUCAUCAUCAUCUUCUUCUUCCUUCUUCCCUCCAAACCAAAACCCAUAAUCUCUCUCUCUCUCUUUCUCUCUUUCUAGCUCAAUCUCUCACUCUCUUUCUCUCUCUGUAAAUGGAACCAGCAAAGAUUGACUGGAAAAACAUUGAGUCAAAGUUUGUAGAAGAUGUGUUAUACGAGCACAUUAACGCACCAAAAUGGUUCGAUUUCUUGUCCCCAAACGACCACCCUGUGGAUGAUGAUGAGUCUUGGUUUUGCAGACCUGGUUGCAAUCACCCAAAGACAGCUGAAGAUUUUCUCAAAUCUACUCCUUUUAAGCUUGCAAGCCCAGCUGGUGUUUCUCAAAUAUCUCUACUUGGUGAUAGAAGUCAAAGAGAGGCCAAGUUGAAGAGAAGAGGUGUAGCUCAUCAAGCUUGGAUUACACCAAUUGGUAACUCGAAAUUCAAUGAUGACAGUGAAAAUCAUAAUCCAAAUUUUUCGACUCCUUUAAACAACAGCAAUAACAACCAUGCUAAGAUCAUCAAAUCGGCUUUCAAAUCAAGCACUGAAAAGAAAGAAGCUGUAGUAGAAGCUCCAUUGCAGCAGAAGAACAAUAAUGAGGUGCUGCCACCGAGGCUGAAAAGCACACUUUCUGCGAGGAACUUGUUUGCAGGGCGGGAUAUUCUAAAUCAGAUUACUGAGUUUUGUAAUGAGUUGAAGAGAAUGGCAACAAGAACAAAGGAGAGAGAAGAGAGUGUGAAGGAAAAUGUGGUGAUGGAUGGAAAGAUUAAAGGUGAGGUGUUGGGUGAGUUGGAUUGGAAAGGGAAGGAGAGGAAGCCAUUGCUUGAUGGAGUUAAAGAGAAUCCUCAAGAGAUGGAGAGAUGCAUUCUCAAAGAGAAGCCUCAAGAGAUGGAGAGGGGCAUUCUCAAGGAGAAGCCAAGAAGAAAAAAAAGAAAUGAUGAGACAGAGAACACUCCUUUAUCCAAGACUAUGAACUUGGUCUUAGAGAAUGUAAAUCGCAAAGGCAACGAUAAUUUGUUGCAAAUCCGAACAAAUCCUCCAUCUCCUCAAUGCUUUUCCGCCACCAGGGGUGGAGGCGUCCUCGGAAAGAGUACUCCAACCACCACUCCGACCCCUUCAAAGCUUCCCAAAUCCAAGCUCAUGGAGAGAGGAAUCCUUCAAGAGCAGAAUAAGCAAUUAUUAGUAGCAAAGGAAGAGUCCAUAGAGAAAAACAAAAGAGCUUCUUCUAUUGUUGAUCCUAAAGAAGCAAAGACUUUGGAUGUAUUUUGGUUUCUGAAGCCUUGCACACUAUCCACCUACAGUGCUUAGAAAAUUACCUUACAUGAUCAUAUAUCAUCAUUUUACAAUUACAAAAAUCCAUUCCUUUAUUUAUUUCUUAAUAAUUUUAUCUACCCCUUUACUUUUUUUUUUUUCAUUCAUUCAUUCAUUAUUCUUCUUGUUGUUGAUAAAAAUUGUAACUAAAAAUUCAUUAUCUAUGAAUAAAAAUGUAUUCUUUUUUAUUUUGGUUCUUAAUUCUUAUCUCUCCAUUCCAACUGUGAGUUUGGUUGUUGUUUUCAACCAUAAGGGGUCACAAGUUGAACAUUAAUGCCAAUUUCAACCAUAAAAGUGAUGAAGUCAGAAAAAUUAUCAUAAAGAGUUGAACUUUUUGCUUAUAUAAUCUGUAUUGGCAAUAAAAAUCAAAACUUUACAGCUCAAAAUUUGGUUCUACAAAAUAAAGUCUGUUUUCUUUUGCUACUUUCUUCAGUCCUUUUUACAACAAUUGACAUUUAUAUAACUUAAAAAUCAUAACUUUACAGAGCAAGUUUUAGUUUGUAAAAUCAAAACUGUAAAUUCACAACAGAUGAUUUUUGAGUUAUUCUAUUUCUAAAGACCUUCAUUGUGAAAACAUCUGUACUUAACUACUACAAUAUCUAUAGAGAGAGAGAGACUUAUGUAAUGAUAUCAUCACCCUUUUGUCUCAUCCUUUAUAUAUCAAUAUCUCCAUUUCAGAUAAAGUUAAAAUCAACUAUCAACUGCAUAUCAUAAAUAUCAUUAUUUUAUUAGAAAAGAGAAGGAUAGCUUAAGAAGCAACAAAUAAUACAUAUGAAAAAAAAUCCAAAUCUGGGAAAACUAAACCAGAUAAAUACACCAAAACAGCUAAGCUUUUACUAAGUUCAAUGUUGGAGAUUUUCAUUCAUCAAAGUACAAAAAAAAUGCUAAAAAUGUAACCUUCAUAAGUAAAGUACAUUAGUUCUUAAUCUUUACUUUGUUUCAAUUUCAAACAUCUCAUGAUUUGAUAAAUAAUAAAACACAGAAAAACAAACUAAAGUUUCCAACUUUACACAAACCAGAUUAUAAGUAUUGCUCAUUCAUAUGGGGGCAAAUUUUACAUUAACAAAAUAAAAAGAAAGAAAAAAAAACAAACAGCUGCCGACACAAGAAGAAAACUCCAUCAUAGUCCACACACACCAUUAUUAUUAUUAUUAUCAAUAAUAACAAAAUUAACCCAAAAAAAACUGAAACUUGAGUUGUAUAUACAAAAGGGUAAUGAUUUGAAAUUGAAAAUUCUGUUGUGUGUGUUUUUUCUACCUUGUUCUUCUUCUUGGUCCACAGAGAACCCAAGAUAAGAUCCAUGACCAUACACGGCGAGCUCUAGGGAAGAGUCUAUCAGUGUAAGGUCUGGACUCUCUGAGAGCAUCUUCCAUGGUUUCAACGAAGAGGUUGAGGUUUCUUGGGGGAGGGAUGUAGAGAGUCAAAGGGAUUGCAGAGAAAGCUGCUGUGAAAAAGAACUGUAACAUGGUUUUGUUCUUUGUUCAGAGAUGAAUUGAAGAUUAUGAGAUCAUGAGAGAGAGAGAGAAAGGAAAAGGGGGUUUUGUUUAGGAAGAGAAGAAGAGAAAGGAAAAGGGGUUCUCGAAUGAACAAGAAUCGAGAGAGAGAGAGAAAUGGAAGGAAGGAAUGAGGUUAGAUGUGGGCAUUACUGGUUGGUGGGUUUGCCUUGGGUUAUGACCUUCAAAUUAGCAU